UAUUUUAGGGUUUUUUAUUAAUUUUUAUAAAACUUCAUUGGGUGUGUGUUUUCUCCUACCUGAAUAUCCGAUCCAUUUAAUUUCCUGCUUUCUUUCUUCUCCACUGCGGCGACCGUGCACUGUAAAACCCUAGCUCUCUUUCCACCAUGAAUUGUUCAAUUUCUGGCGAGGUGCCGGAAGAACCUGUUGUUUCCAAGACCUCCGGAUUACUUUUCGAGAAGCGAUUGAUCGAACGACACAUAUCGGAUUAUGGAAAGUGUCCGGUGACCGGGGAAGCUUUAACUAUGGAUGACCUUGUUCCGAUAAAAGCUGGCAAGGUGGUGAAGCCAAGACCAGUGCAGGCUGCAAGUAUUCCCGGGAUGCUUGGAAUGUUCCAGAAUGAAUGGGAUGCAUUGGUGUUAUCUGCUUUCGCAUCAGAGCAACAAUUACAUACAACAAGGCAGGAGCUUAGUCAUUGUUUAUACCAGCAUGAUUCAGCUUGCCGUGUAAUUGCAAGAUUAAAGAAAGAACUUGAUGAAGCCAGGACAAUGUUGGCUAAUUUAGAAAGGCAAGCACCAAUGCCAGCAUCAACAGAAGUGACAGCACAUGCUUCUGCUUUAAGCAAUGGGAAAAGAGCUGUUGAGGAUGAUGAGUUGGGUCCCGAUGGUAAGAAAAUCCGUCAAGGAAUAUCAGCCAGAAUAAUUACUGAAUUAACCGACUGCAAUGCUGCACUUUCACAGCAAAGGAAGAAAAGACAGAUUCCUCCUUCAUUGGCUUCGUUGGAUGCUGUUGAGAGAUAUACCCAGCUUAAUAGUUAUCCCCUUCACAAAACAAACAAAGCUGGCAUUUUAUCUAUUGAUAUCCAUCAAUCCAAGGAUCUUAUUGCUACUGGUGGAGUUGAUACGAAUGCUAUAGUCUUCAAUCGAUCUUCAGGGGAGAUCUCAUCUACACUUAGUGGUCACUCCAAGAAGGUCACCAGUGUCAAGUUUGUGGCUGAUGGGGAGUUGGUUGUUUCUGGUUCAGCUGACAAGACAGUUCGUGUUUGGCAAGGAUCUGAAAAUGGAAAUUAUGAUUGUAAGCAUGUCCUAAAAGAUCAUACAGCUGAGGUGCGAGCUGUGACUGUCCAUGCUACAAAUAACUACUUCGUAACAGCUUCUCUUGACAAUUCAUGGUGCUUUUAUGAGUUAUCGUCCGGCUUAUGCCUUGCACAGGUUGAAGAUUCAUCUCCAUCUGAUGGUUACACAUCUGCAGCUUUUCAUCCUGAUGGUCUCAUUCUUGGAACAGGCACUUCUGGGGCUAUUGUUAAAAUCUGGGAUGUCAAGAGUCAGGCAAAUGUUGCAAGGUUUGAUGGGCAUGUUGGGGCAGUAACUGCGAUAUCGUUUUCAGAGAAUGGUUACUUCCUUGCAACUGCUGCUCAAGAUGGUGUUAAGUUAUGGGAUCUUCGUAAACUGAGAAACUUCAGGACUUUUUCACCGUAUGAUGAGAAUACUCCUACACAAUCUGUGGAAUUUGAUCAUAGUGGAAGUUACUUAGCGAUCGGAGGUUCAGACAUAAGAGUUUAUCAAGUGGCAAGUGUGAAGUCUGAAUGGAACUGUAUUAAAACAUUCCCUGAUUUGUCUGGCACAGGUAAGAUAAACUCUGUAAGAUUUGGUCCUGAUGCAAAAUACAUAGCAGUCGGGUCAAUGGAUCGAAACCUUAGAUUGUUUGGGCUGCCUGGGGAGGAUAGUGCAACGGAGCAAGAAUCUUGAAGACGGUUCUUCUCUGUCAUUAUUGGUGUUGGAUUAUUUUGGGGCUCGUCGUUUUGUAUUAUUCAGGUGUAGUAACAUUUUAACAUGUUUCGGCAUCUUAUGUUAAUGAGAUUGAUUGUUAGAACUUUUUAAUUAUGCGAGAAUCAAAUUUAUAGGUAAAACUGACUCGUCAUAUUAAUAUC
This is a messenger RNA of Helianthus annuus (common sunflower), 1909 nucleotides long. RefSeq names its product pre-mRNA-processing factor 19. Gene Ontology annotation, biological process: protein ubiquitination; mRNA splicing, via spliceosome; DNA repair. The coding region runs from base 147 to 1727 and encodes 526 amino acids. Gene Ontology annotation, molecular function: ubiquitin protein ligase activity; protein binding. The record is from RefSeq and is a predicted model, not a curated record. Lineage: Eukaryota; Viridiplantae; Streptophyta; Magnoliopsida; Asterales; Asteraceae. Gene Ontology annotation, cellular component: Prp19 complex; U2-type catalytic step 1 spliceosome; cytoplasm. The transcript is spliced from 18 exons.